CAGAGACCCACCGUCAGGACACCGACUCACCGAGAGCAUAGAGACCGACAGACGCCUCUCAGCGGCGGGGAUGUGACAGAGAGAGGCUCGGAGGAGACGGAGGGUUGACACAGAGAAUGCCACAGCAAGCCAACACGCUGCCUGCGUUAGCUCACCAUUGUACUCAGCUUGCUGUAAAAUAUAAAGCGAGCAGCAGUGAGUCGUGAUUGCAUUUUUUUUUUGUUGCAAGGGGAUCAUCCUGCGUUAAACAUCCUCCAGCCAGCAUGCCUUCUGCUCAGAGCCUCCAGUCCAGCAGCAUGCCCCUCUCUGAAACCAACAUAGGUACCUUUAAGAGGAGGAAGAGGAAAUCCAUAAUAGUGACGGUGUUGCUGCUCAUUGUGUCUGUGCUCAUCCUCAUCUUCGGCCUGGCAGCGACCACUAGGACGCAGAACAUCACAGUGGGCGGCUACUACCCAGGAGUCAUACUGGGCUUUGGUUCUUUUCUGGGAAUCAUCGGCGCUCAUUUGAUAGACAACAAGAGGCAGAUGUUAGUGGCGUCUAUUGUCUUCAUUAGUUUCGGGGUAGUGGCCGCCUUCUGCUGUGCUAUUGUUGACGGAGUGUUUGCUGCCAGGCACAUUGACCUCAGGCCGCUGUACGCCGGCCGCUGUGAGUUUCACUCCAGUGAGACUUCCUCUGAACGAGACGUGCCCUGUCAGACCUCCUCACGCUCCCCCUGUAACCUGCAUGUGAAGGGCAACACCUGUUUCUGCUGCGACCUCUACAACUGCGGGAAAGAACAUCCUCUUAUGGGACUUCAGAAUAAAGAUGUAUUGAAAAAGUUUAGGAAAUCAUCCAUGAUUUGGAAGGCUAGCCGAGUGGAGCUCAUUGGAGGCUACCAUGAGUACACGGAUGUGAAGAGCUGCCAGGACGUGGUGCACCUCUAUCACUUGCUGUGGUCCGCUACGAUCCUCAACAUCGUGGCGCUCUUUCUGGGCAUCAUCACUGCUGCAGUGCUGGGAGGCUUCAAAGACAUGACUCCGGCUCCUGCCUCAGAGUCUACAUCUGAGCCUGAAGCCGUCACAGCUCCAGCCCCCCCUCAGCCUCGUCCCCCCACCACCUCCCUCACCUCGUACAACAACACUGCCCCCUGCCUGCCGCCGUACACCGCCUACGACCUGCAGGUACAGGGCUCCUACCUGUUCCCCGACUCCUCCACCCUGUCGGAUGACUCCCAGUCGGGGGCCAGCCACCUGUGGCCCACCAUGGUCCCUCCACGAUACUCUCCUCCUCACACCCACCCCGACGAGAAGCCUCCACCCUACAGCCCGUAACACACAUCCAGCAGAAAGAAGGCACCUGGAACUUUAGCGGGUGUUUUUCAGAUGCUGAUUGAGUGGCGUGAAUGCACAUUUCCUCUGGGCUUUUCCUCAAAAUGAGUGUUGGAGGAAAGGUGGUGAGGAAGGCCACAGAGGGAACUCACCUUGAGUUCAGCCCGACACCAGGAGGGUUUGCCGCCCCUGCCUCCACUCACACAUCAAGAGAGACCACCGGUCCACAUAUCUAUCUGCCUUAAUGCAAACGGGCUUCCAGCGCUGCAGCUCUGGGUCUCUGGACUUAUUCUGUACUAGGUCAAAGUUCACCUCUCUUCGGGACAUAUUGUAAAUGCUUCCUGCCUCAAGUGGCACCGAUGAUAACGUGAGGAGAUGACAGCAACAAGAUCAAACCUGAUACAUGAAUGCUUUUGAUGUCCCCCCAGAAUAUGAAUCAGCUAGAGAAUUCAAAACUGUAGUAGGUCCAGGCAGUUUCUUCUUUAGCGAUUAAUUAGGCAAUGAUAGCAGUAAUGAAGGAAUUACAAUGCUCAUAAUGAAUGUACAGCAGUAUGAUACUCAGAUGCUCUCCAGCAGUUUAGCUAUUCAAACAGGUGAUGAGUUUGUUAAAAAAAAACAACCUUGAACCAUGUGCUCGCAGAGUAACUAGAUGAAGAAAUAAGCUAUUCUGCAGUAGGGCGGUCACAGUUACACUCCAAACUAUUUAUUCUAUUUUCACUAUAUGCUGCAAAGCAGGUAAGCGUAUAUUAUCUUGCGCUAUAUAAGUAGUUGUGAUAUCACAUCUGAGUUCAAAUGUGUAGUCUCUGUCAGGAAUAAACACGAGGCAGGCCGAGCGGGAACAGUCGGUGCUGGAUUCGCUGACAUGAGGGAGAUCAUGAAGGGUCAAAGGACUGGUGUUCUCUGAGGAAGAGUGAAGGACAGUAAACUUAGUCCAUGUCAAUGAGAUAGGUCUCCGUCAGCUGUUAUCACUGCUUUUUAUAAUUUUAACUACUCUCAGGGGCUGAUUGUCAGUUCCUUUUCGUCUUACCAGUAAAAAUGUUUUAUGUAAUUCAAAUGGUGCGUUUGACUUUUUAGCUAAAGUGUGUGCACGGUUGCUUCACCACUUUAGUCUUUACCAAACAUAUACACUUUAAUAAGAUAAACCAUAGUGCAGUGAGUGCACCGAGGGUGAAUCCUGUUUACUUCAGUCAUCCCAACUUUCCUCUUGUGUAACCAUGAUGUUUGAUGGUUUGCCAUGACAACUUGAUGCAGCCAUUAAUGUCAUUUUUCUAAUCUUAAAACUUUUGAUAAAUUGAUGAUAGUUCAGCUUUCCACAUAUCAAGUUGAUUUUUUCUUUGCAAACCUUGUUUUAUGACCAAAUGCCUGACGCCUAUUGUAUGCGCUAACAGCCAUUGAUAGCAUGCUAAAUGAUGGAUGUUUGUUAAGGAAACUUAAAACCUGUUAAAAAUCUGAAUGUUAGCAUUUAUGAGUACGACCUCUGAGCCAGUAGCAUGGCUGUUGACUUCUAAUUGUAUUACAUUGUGAAAUUGAAAAGGGUGUAACUAGCAUUAGGUUUGAGAAGUUCAUACUUUUUCAACAGAGACUAGUCAAGUUUUGAGAAAGUCCAUCCAUUUCCUUAAGUCUAACACAUUGAAAAUCUAAAAAUGUUUUCAAUCUUUGAUAUAAACCAGACAAUGGAAUAUUUAGAAACAUUUAAAAACACAGGGAGUUGACAUAAUUAAUAAUAAAGAAGGAAUGUUUAAGAUUCUGCACUAUUCCUCCUUGAGCAUUUGCUCUUAACUCUUCCAACAUCUUCUGGAGCUUCAUAGAUAUGUUUUUGUAUCAUGUGACACGUGAUAUAUUUUACUCUCAGCAUUGUGACAAAGACGAAGUGACAGUUUGUAUGAUUUUCAUUUCGUACAUCACAAUAACAACCGUAUAGCAGAUGUUUGUAUGCUUACGUAGUGCAAGACAAUUAAGUGAAAAUAGUAAAAGAAUAAUUUAUUUAUCAUCAGGAAACCCCUUGUUGCUAAUUGACAGAAAAGGGACAUUUUUGUACAAUGCCAACAGAACUGAUUAUUUAAUAUCCAUUUCAUUUUAUCAACAACUAUGAACCUAAAAGAUACGUCAGACAGUAUUAAAAAAAAGUAUGAAAAAGACAUGAACACAAAUGCACUGUACAUCAAAUGCCAAUGUUAAUGUGUUAAUUAAAAGAGUCCUGCUUGAUUUUAUUGAAU
Molecule: messenger RNA, 3523 nt
Organism: Notothenia coriiceps (black rockcod)
Lineage: Eukaryota; Metazoa; Chordata; Actinopteri; Perciformes; Nototheniidae
Gene: tmem255a
Product: transmembrane protein 255A
Exons: 10
Coding region: 264-1310 (348 amino acids)
Source: RefSeq, a predicted model, not a curated record